This is a messenger RNA of Triticum dicoccoides, 1167 nucleotides long. RefSeq names its product transcription factor bHLH148-like. The transcript has a single exon. Gene Ontology annotation, biological process: regulation of DNA-templated transcription. The coding region runs from base 186 to 803 and encodes 205 amino acids. Gene Ontology annotation, molecular function: protein dimerization activity. The record is from RefSeq and is a predicted model, not a curated record. NCBI's taxonomy places the organism in Eukaryota, Viridiplantae, Streptophyta, Magnoliopsida, Poales, Poaceae.
UCAAUCCCCCAACUCCUCCCACGUCCCACCUCCCCCAUCCAUCCCACCUCUUCUCCUCUCCCAACUCAAAGGCAAGCGCAGACCCAGCUCAGCUCAGGCAACAACAAUCAGAUCACAGGCUGCCUAAUCCUGCUCUUCGUUGGCGGUUUCUGUGCAGCCCGCCGAGCUCUUGCGAGAAUAUUGCAAUGGCGUCCACGUCGAGCUCGACGGCGGUGGACGAGAGGGAGCGGAAGCGGAAGAGGGCGGCCGGGGGAGAGUCCACAGCGUCCGCCGGCCCGGGGACGGAGGCGCAGCCUUCCAAGUGGCGGACGCGGCGCGAGCACGAGAUCUACUCGUCCAAGCUCUUCGAGGCGCUCCGCCUUGUCCGAGGCGGGUCAUCGUCCGCGUCGACGGCGCCGGCGCGUGGCCGGGCCGUGCGGGAGGCGGCCGACCGCGCGCUCGCGGUGGCGGCCCGGGGGCGCUCGCGCUGGAGCCGCGCCAUACUCGCCUCUCGCCGCCGCCGCCUCCAGGCCGCCCACCGCGCGCGCCUCCGUGCCCCAGCCACACCGCCCGCGCGCCACCCCUCCGUCGCUGCCGCCGCACAGCCGCAGCCGGGGAAGGCACCGGCGCUGGCGAAGAAGGCCAAGGUGCUCGGGCGGCUGGUUCCCGGCUGCCACAAGCUGCCGUUCCCGGCGCUGCUCAGCGAGGCCUCCGACUACAUCAGGGCGCUGGAGAUGCAGGUGCGCGCCAUGACCGCUCUAGCCGAGGUCCUGGCGAGCGUCUCCUCGUCGGCAGCCUCCGGCAGCUCCUCCUCGCCGGCAUGACCCACGCUUCGUGCAUGAUUCGUGUAUUCGUUGUAAAUUUCACCCCAUCUUCCUCGUGGGUUGGAUUAGUUAGCCUCUCCUCUCUAGUUGUCCUCUUGUUUCUCAGGUUGGUUGAGCGGUUAGUGGUGUGUUGGUGAUAAUGAUGGCACUCUGGUGAUUUAAACCGUGCUGUAAUGCCUCUCUCUCUCUCUCUCGCUGUCUAAUUGUGGAGGCACAUUCGUUUUGUUCCAUUCUCUUCUCGCUUGGCUUUCUCCUCUCCUCGGGAUUCUUUCGUGUGUUUGUUUCUUUUGUUCUCUUUCGAUCCCUUCUCUGAUAAAUGUAACAGGCAUGCAUGGAGAAAUGUUCAGAGCGCUCCCUUGGUCGA